Messenger RNA from Nomascus leucogenys (northern white-cheeked gibbon), 3542 nucleotides. The record is from RefSeq and is a predicted model, not a curated record. NCBI's taxonomy places the organism in Eukaryota, Metazoa, Chordata, Mammalia, Primates, Hylobatidae.
AUAAUAGAUAGAGUUUUCAGUAAAUAUAUGUGAAUUCCCACCCACUAAAUACCUUACUGAUGACUUUCAUCUGAGCUGAACCACAAUAAAUUAAGACAGAAGAAACAGUUCCUACCAGGUUUGCUUCAGAUUUUGCAGGGUCAGGAAAUAAGUUAAUGUCUUUCCAAACCCCCACAAAACAUAACACCAAUUAGGGGUGUGCUCCUAAUUACCAAAAUGGAUAAGAUAAGACAACUCUCCUCAGUCAUAAGUGUCAACAAAAUAUGAUGCUCAUGUCAGCCAGAAUGGAAGUUAACUUCCCAUGGGAAACAGUGGCAAGAGGAAUUUAAAAAUAAAAACAAAAACCUACUGGUUGAAGAACCAGGUUGGGGAAAUAAUGAUUACAGUUGUAUUCUCUACUUAUGUGGAAAAACUUGUGAAAAUAAAAGCAGAAAAAGCCUCAGAAACAUCACAACCUGCCUUGGCAUAAUAGCCCAAAACCAUGAUGCUAAAUUUCUAUUCUGUAAUGAGCUGAUGAGGUUUAUCUUCUAAGGAUGGAAGUGAAGAAUGACUCACUCAGCAUUUAAAAAUGUAAUAAUGAACCUGACAUUGCUCCACCCAGACCCAUUUCUCAGAUAACCACCAACCUGAGGGCAACUGUCCUCCUACAGGAAUGAACCCAGCAAAGUGAGUUACUAAUUAGAAAAAAUCACCCAAUUAUGCCAACUUGCUGAGACUGGCAAGCCAUGUUUUACUCUAUGUAGGCAGAAUUUCAUUCAGAACACACUUGGGAGUUGCCUAUAAAAAGGCAAACAAAACCAUUUAGACGAGAAGGCACUCCAUUCUGGCUUUCACGAAUACAGCUCUGCAACGCGUUUGCCCUGAUACCAUGUCUCUUCGACUUUCCAGUGCAUCCAGGAGGUCCUGUCCUCGUCCCACCACAGGAUCACUCAGACUCUCUGGUGGGGGAACCAGCUUUGGGCCUGGAAAUUCUUGCGGCAUUUCAGGGAUUGGAAGUGGCUUCUCUUGUGCCUUCGGAGGCAGCUCAUCGGGAGGAAACACAGGGGGAGGUAAUCCCUGUGCUGGCUUCACUGUGAAUGAGGGGGGGCUCCUUUCUGGCAAUGAGAAGGUGACCAUGCAGAACCUCAAUGACCGCCUGGCAUCCUACCUGGACAACGUGCGUGCUCUGGAGGAGGCCAACGCUGACCUGGAGCAGAAGAUCAAGGGCUGGUACGAGAAAUUUGGGCCUGGCUCUUGCCGUGGUCUUGAUCAUGACUAUAGCAGAUAUUUACCAAUAAUUGAUGACCUUAAAAAUCAGAUCAUCGCAUCCACCACCAGCAACGCUAAUGCUGUUCUGCAGAUUGAUAAUGCCAGGCUUACAGCCGAUGAUUUCAGACUCAAGUAUGAAAAUGAGCUGGCUCUUCACCAGAGUGUAGAGGCUGAUGUCAAUGGGUUACGAAGAGUUUUGGAUGAAAUAACUCUGUGCAGAACAGAUCUGGAGAUUCAGUACGAAACCCUGAGUGAGGAGAUGACUUACCUAAAAAAGAACCAUAAAGAGGAAAUGCAAGUUCUGCAGUGCGCAGCUGGAGGCAACGUGAACGUGGAGAUGAACGCAGCCCCCGGGGUGGACCUCACAGUUCUGCUGAACAACAUGCGAGCUGAGUACGAAGCCCUUGCAGAGCAGAACCGCAGGGACGCAGAGGCCUGGUUCAACGAGAAGAGCGCCUCCCUGCAGCAGCAGAUCUCUGAGGAUGUCGGAGCCACAACCUCAGCCCGGAAUGAGCUGACGGAAAUGAAGCGCACUCUUCAGACCCUGGAAAUUGAACUUCAGUCUCUCUUAGCCACGAAACACUCCCUGGAGUGCUCCUUGACAGAGACCGAGAGCAACUACUGUGCACAGCUGGCGCAGAUCCAGGCUCAGAUCGGGGCCCUGGAGGAGCAGCUGCACCAGGUCAGAACCGAGACCGAGGGCCAGAAGCUGGAGUAUGAACAGCUCCUGGAUAUCAAGCUCCACCUGGAAAAAGAAAUUGAGACCUACUGUCUCCUUAUAGGAGGAGAUGAUGGGUAGGUAAAAUAAUUUGCAUGGAUGGCGUAAUAUACUGAAAUCUGCUUGCAAGUUAGAUCCCACUUUCCACUGGAAAGUGGACAUAAUUUGGCUGCAUGCAUUUACUAUCAUGAAUGCUAAAUAUUAAAUAUAAUACACACUCGACUGCCAAGAUACAAAUUAACAUCUUAACAAACAAAUAUGCAGCAGGCACCGAGUUUAAGGUAUUGAACAUUGAAAAUAUCACUUCUAGAGUGAAAAGAACAAACAGGAGGCUAAAUGGAGUUUCAAUAUGUGGACCAGGAUUCUGACUCUGGAAAUGGUUUCUGAAGCUCAGCACUUCAUGACAUGAAGACAGAAUCCUGUCUUCAUAGCACUGAUAAAGUCCCAUGGGCACAGGUCUGGAAGUCUAGAGCUCAGGGUUGUUAGGAGCAGGAAGCUUCCUGAAUUCACAAUGAAGAGCAUUUUCAUCACCCCAGAAAGUUCUUCUGUGCCCCACUUCCCUUGGCAGUUACUAUUUUAUCCAUUCUUGAUGUUAAUAUAAAAGGAAUCAUACAGAAGAAAAAUCAAUUCUUAAUGCUGAAGCAGAGCAAAAACAUUACAGUCUCAGAGAAAACCCCACUUAGAAAAAAUAUCUUGUAAUUGCCUGACUGCUGAAGUGAUCUACACCACUCUUCCCCACCUAUCAUCAAACCCUCCCUCAUUGACUAGAGUGUUGCUUCCAAAUGUAAAUCCAUACACAGCUAUAUACAUUUGUCACAAUUCAUAAACCUGCAAAACUUAAAAGGGUGAAUUUCAACCUAAGUUGUACAAAUACACCCAGUGGCAUGCUAGAACUGCUGUUACCAUCUCAUGACAGCCUCUUCUGCCUAUCUCUUCCUAACCCCUCACUUAGUGAUGUCACUUGGUAACUUGAUAUCAGCAAUGGAAAAGGUAUUCAUACCUCUACAGAAAUCAGCAAACACUACAAAUCAAAAUACUGGGUUACACAGUUGAAAAUAACAAAGAGUUAAAGAAAACCAUAUGGUGAACCUGGAAUUGAUGGGGUUCUCUCUAAAUCACCCUCUUUUGUGGUGUUUUCACAGAGCCUGUAAGUCUGGGGCUUACAAGUCUAAAGAUUAUGGAUCUGGAAAUGUGGGAAGUCAAGUCAAAGACUCAGCCAAAGCCAUAGUGGUUAAGAAAGUUCUUGAGGAGGUAGACCAACGCAGCAAAAUACUUACCACCAGACUCCACUCACUGGAAGAGAAAUCUCAAAGCAAUUAAUUUGAGAUGCAACAGAGAACGUAUGCCACAUACCCCCUGCGAAGAAAAGGCAUUAUGUAUCUGUCCAGAAAAAUGCGCAUGUCUAAGAAAAAUGUGUAUCCUGUUGUCUUUCUGUUACUUUCUUUCUGGACAAUCAAUGACAGCAUCUCCUCAUUCUUCUGGAAGAAUGCCACACACAAAUAUGAUGACUCAUUUGAUUAUCCUACAAAAUCUGUUGUCAAUUCUUUGUAUUCAAUAAACCUCUUCUUUAGCAAGU